Messenger RNA from Brachypodium distachyon (stiff brome), 3354 nucleotides. Its product is annotated as receptor-like kinase TMK3. NCBI's taxonomy places the organism in Eukaryota, Viridiplantae, Streptophyta, Magnoliopsida, Poales, Poaceae. Gene Ontology annotation, biological process: protein phosphorylation. The record is from RefSeq and is a predicted model, not a curated record. Gene Ontology annotation, molecular function: protein kinase activity; ATP binding; protein binding. The transcript is spliced from 2 exons. Bases 196 to 3045 code for a protein of 949 amino acids.
UAUGGUUUGUGGUUUCUCUCUUCUCUUCUUUCCUUCCUUCUUCCUCACACCACGCGGCGAGGGGAGAGCUCCCAACCCCCGACAGAGAAGAAAUCCGGCGAGGCCGCCCCGGGUUCCUCUCGCUCGCUCGCCGCUUCUCCGGCGGUAUCCCUCCAAUGCGCCCCAAGACCUGCUGCAGGUAGCCGCCGGACGGACAUGGCCGACCCGCCGCCCCUUCUUCCGCCUUUCCUCCUCUUCCUCGCGGCGCUCGUCCUCUGCGGGACAGCGGGGACGGCGAGCGCGGCCACCAUCAACCCUUCCGACCUCUCCAUCCUCCACGACCUGCGCCGCUCCCUGACGAACGCCGCCGACGCGCUCCCGACAUGGACGGCGACCGGCACCGACCCGUGCGUGGGGUGGGCUCACGUCUCCUGCGACCGCGACGGCCGCGUCAACAACCUCGACCUCAAAAACCUCGGCCUCACGGGCACCCUCCCGGCCACCUUCUCCGGCCUCGCGGGUCUCCAGGGGCUCAGCCUCCAGAGCAACGCCCUGUCGGGCCCGCUGCCGUCCUUCCGAGGGAUGGCCGCGCUCCAGAAGGCGUACCUCAACGGGAACGCGUUCGCCUCCGUCCCAAACGACUUCUUCCGCGGGCUGGCGGACCUCGUCGAGAUCUCUCUCGACGACAACCCGCUCAACGCGUCGCAGGGCGGGUGGGCGCUCCCGGCUGACCUCGGCGACACCUCGCAGCAGCUGCGGAGUCUGCGGCUCAUCAAUUGCAGCCUCGUUGGUUCGGUUCCGGGGUUUCUGGGGAACAUGAGUGGGCUCCAGGAGCUCCGGCUGUCGUACAACAAACUCUCCGGGCCGAUCCCGGCCAGCUUCGGCGCCGGGUCUGGCAUACAGACGCUGUGGCUGAACAACCAGGUUGGGGUGAAGAAGCUCUCUGGCACGCUUGAAGUGGUGGCUGCCAUGGGGAGCCUGCAGGAGGCGUGGCUGCACGGGAACGAGUUCUCCGGCCCGAUCCCCGACGGCAUUGGCAACUGCAAGCAGCUGAAAACAUUCUGGGCGAACAACAACAUGCUUGUCGGCCUCGUGCCGGCGAGCCUGGCCACACUGCCCCUGCUGAAGGAUGUCAGGCUUGAUAACAACAAUCUCCUCGGCCCGGCUCCCGUGCUCAAGGCCGGCAACUUCACUUUCUCCGGGAACGAGUUUUGUGCGGAGAAGCCUGGCGGUGUGUGCUCGUCGGAGGUGAUGGCAUUGCUUCAGUUUCUCGCGCAGGUUGGUUACCCCCAGAAGCUGGUUGGUUCUUGGUCCGGGAAUGAUCCCUGCAAGGACUGGCUGGGCGUCACUUGCUCUGAUGGGAAGGUGUCGGUGAUCAAUCUGCCUGGAUAUGGACUGAAUGGCACGAUCAGUGACAGUCUUGGGAAUCUCACCACGGUCUCGGAUAUCAGACUUGACAGCAACAAUCUCACUGGGCAUGUGCCGGAUAGCCUGACGAACCUCAAGUCCCUCAAGAAACUCGAUUUGUCGAUGAAUGACUUGUCUGGGCCGCUGCCUGCGUUCAGACGGGAUGUGAAUGUGGUUGUGACCGGCAAUCUCAACUUCAAUGGGACGGCACCAGGUGCUCCUCCCAAGGAUUCUCCUCGUCCGGCAACGCCCAGCGUGCCAGGACCACAAGACCAUACUGUCAGUCCUGGAAAUGGGACGAAGAGCUCGGCUACGAUGUUGGCUAUUCCGAUUGCUGUCAGCGUGGUGGUUCUGGUGUCACUGGGUGCAGUGGUAUUCUACUGCAAGAAAAGGGGUUCGAUUCGGCAGCCACAGGCAGCAGCCUCCGUAGUCGUCCACCCCCGUGACAAUUCUGACCCAGACAACUUGGUCAAGAUUGUCAUGGCAAACAAUGACAGCUUCAGCGCUGCGUCAAGCGGGAACAGCAGUCAGGCUGGUGACAUUCACAUGAUCGAGGCACGGAAUUUUGUGAUUGCCGUGCAGGUUCUUCGUGGUGCCACCAAGAACUUUUCCCAGGACAACGUGCUUGGCCGCGGUGGAUUUGGUGUUGUUUACAAAGGGGAGCUUCAUGAUGGCACGAUGAUUGCUGUGAAGAGGAUGGAGUCCGCGGUGAUCAGCAACAAGGCCUUGGAUGAGUUCCAAGCAGAGAUCGCCAUUCUAACCAAGGUCCGGCACCGCAACCUGGUGUCGAUACUGGGGUAUUCAAUUGAAGGGAAUGAAAGGCUGCUGGUCUAUGAGCACAUGUCUAAUGGUGCUCUGAGCAAGCAUCUGUUCCAGUGGAAACAGCUCGAGCUGGAGCCACUCUCGUGGAAGAAGAGGCUCAAUAUUGCCCUGGAUGUUGCUCGUGGAAUGGAGUAUCUUCACACCCUGGCACAGCAGUGCUACAUCCACAGAGAUCUCAAGUCAGCAAAUAUUCUACUUGGUGAUGAUUUCCGAGCAAAGGUGUCCGACUUUGGGCUCCUUAAACCUGCACCGGACGGGAACUUCUCUGUGGCAACCAGACUUGCUGGGACUUUCGGAUACUUGGCGCCCGAAUAUGCUGUGACUGGAAAAAUCACGACAAAAGCAGAUGUUUUCAGCUUUGGGGUAGUGCUGAUGGAGCUGAUAACCGGAAUGACAGCAAUUGAUGAGAGACGUAUCGAUGAGGAAACCCGAUACCUAGCCUCCUGGUUCUGUCAGAUAAGGAAGGAUGAAGAGAAAUUCAGGGCAGCCAUUGAUCCUAGUCUGGUUCUCACUGAUGAGAUUUUUGAGAGCAUCUCCGUAAUCGCAGAGCUGGCUGGCCACUGCACAUCCCGGGAACCCUCCCAGCGGCCAGACAUGGGUCACGCCGUGACCGUGCUCGUCCCGAUGGUGGAGAAGUGGAAACCGUCAAACAAUGAGGCUGAGGACUACAUGGGCAUCGACCUGCACCUGCCGCUGCUCCAAAUGGUGAAGGGUUGGCAGGAUGCAGAGGCCAGCAUGACUGACGGAAGCAUCCUGAGCCUUGAAGACAGCAAGGGCAGCAUCCCAGCUCGGCCCGCCGGGUUUGCAGAAUCAUUCACCUCUGCCGACGGCCGGUGAAGCAUCAUAUCUACAAAAAUAAGUACAUGCCUCUCCUUGGACCUCCCCCCCUGUUAUCGCACAGUGUUCUUGUAGGUAAAAGAGAUCGUCGUCCAUGUGCUUCUGCUUCUGCUUCUGUAGAUAGAUAUCUUGUUUUUGCUGUUGGGUAGGAUUGCUUUUGCAUUAUUCCAACCUUGAGACUGAAGCUUCUGGCUUUUACCUAGUCAUCAAGUCAUAUGAUGCUUCUUUAAUCCAUGUACCUAGAAUAUAUUUUUGCAAUGGAAUCUGAUGCCUGAUGCUGCAAGGGGACAGCAUGAGCGAUCCAUAUCA